ACACACACACUCUCUCUCUCUCACACACACACACACACACUCCUGCUCUCCUCACGUUCCUCGGAUAACGGUUACAUGAAUUAAAGUAUUUUGGACUUGCAAUAGCCACCCUGCUUCUGUAUGGAAAAAAGCCUCACGUGUGAAGGUAUAAGGGCCACAGGUGUGGGACUUGUCGUCGCAAGAGUUCAGUCAUGUUCAACUUGAUCAAAAAGGACAAAGAGAGGGAUGCGGGGCGGAAGAAGGACAAGAAAGACAAGCGCGAGCGGAUGUCUGCCGCGGAGCUGCGCAGCCUGGACGAGAUGAGUAUGAGAAGGGGCUUCUUCAACCUCAACCGCAGCUCAAAGAGAGACUCGCGCAACAAGCUAGAAAUCUCCAACCCCAUCCCGAUCAAGGUGGCCAGCAGCAUGGAGCUCAGUCUCAAUGACAUCGAGUCGGAUGGACUCAGUAACCGCAGCAGUGUGGUGCUUGACUCAGAGCAGCUCAGCGCUGCGAGCUCGAGUGACGAUCUGAAGGGCGACUACGGCAGUUCUGUGCGGGAGCGAGCGGCCAGAUUCGGCCCUCUGGCUUCACACAGUUCACAGAUGAGCCAAAUUAUGAAGCGCUUCUCCUUCUCACAACGGAGCAAAGAGGAAAGUGCUUCUGAAUGUUCCACUCCAUCUGGCCAGAACUCUGCCGCACCAUCACCCCAGGUGGAGAACAAGCUGCUGGUCCUUGAGCGCAAGCAGAGCCUCCAGCAGCAGACAGCAGAAGGGAGGAAAGUUUGCAUCCCAGACAUGGUGGAGAAAACCUUUGCCGCCAAUUUGCGUCUUCCGGCUGUAGUCCCUCCACCGACGCCUGAGAUUCGUGAGCUGGACCUUCAGCGGCGUAACACAGGUGACUUUGGCUUUUCCCUUCGUCGCACCACUAUGCUGGACCGGGCGGCUGAUGGGAGUGUGUACCGGCGAGUGGUGCAUUUUGCUGAACCUGGGGCUGGGACUAAAGACUUAGCACUGGGGCUGGUGCCGGGAGACCGGCUGGUGGAGAUUAAUGGCCGUAACGUGGAGAGCAAGACCAGGGAUGAGAUCGUGGAGAUGAUCAGGCAGUCGGGUGAUUCUGUACGACUGAAGGUGCAGCCGAUUUUGGAGCUGAGCGAAUUGAGUCGCUGUUGGCUCAGGAGCACAGACGUGUUGCGCCGCGAUGCCUUAGACGUAAAAACAGAGGAGCAGAUAGCUGCAGAGCAGGCAUGGUACGGCUCAGAGAAAGUGUGGCUGGUCCACAAGGACGGCUUCUCGUUGGCCACUUUGCUGAAGACGGAGGCGGGCAGCAUGCCAGAGGGGAAGGUCAGGAUCAAACUGGAGCAUGAUGGGACAGUACUGGACGUGGAUGAGGAUGAUGUGGAGAAGGCCAACCCUCCAUCUUUUGACCGCUCUGAGGACUUGGCGACUUUGCUCUACCUGAACGAGUCGAGUGUGAUGCACUGUUUGCGGCAGCGCUAUGGAGGAAACCUCAUCCACACUUACGCUGGGCCCAGCAUGGUGGUCGUCAACCCUAUCAGCGCGCCUUCCAUGUACUCUGAGAAGGUGAUGCACAUGUUUAAAGGCUGCCGGCGUGAGGACACGGCACCUCAUAUCUAUGCUGUGGCUCAGUCAGCUUACCGAAACCUUCUGACCACAAGGCAGGAUCAGUCCAUCGUUCUGCUUGGCAAAAGUGGCAGCGGAAAGACCACCAACUGCCAGCACCUGGUGCAGUACCUGCUCUCCAUCGCUGGCAGCACUGGCAAGAUCUUUUCAGCGGAGAAAUGGCAGGCAGUCUACACUAUCCUGGAGGCAUUUGGGAACUGUGCUACCUCCAUGAAUUCAAAUGCAAGCCGCUUCUCUCAGAUUGUCUCUCUGGACUUUGACCAAGCUGGCCAGGUGGCCUCUGCCUCCAUCCAGACUAUGCUGCUGGAGAAACUGAGGGUGGCCAAGAGGCCAGAGGCUGAGUCGACUUAUAAUGUCUUUUAUUAUGUGAUGUCUGGGGCAGACAACACUCUCAGGACCGACCUUCAUUUGAACCACUUUGCUGAGAACAACACCUUUGGAAUUAUGCCUCAGUCAAAGUCUGAAGACAAGCAGAAGGCAGCACAACAGUUUACUAAGCUGCAGGCAGCUAUGAAGGUGCUUGGUAUCUCUUCUGAUGAGCAGAAAGCUCUUUGGUUCAUACUGGGGGCCAUCUACCACCUGGGAGCUGCUGGGGCAACAAAAGAGACUGAAGAAGCCGGCCGUAAACAGUUUGCACGUCACGAGUGGGCGCAGAAGGCGGCCUACCUCCUGGGCUGCACCCUUGAAGAACUUUCCUCGUCAAUCUUCAAACACCAUCCGAAAGGAACCCUGCAGAGAUCUACCUCCUUCCGCCAGGGUCCAGAUGACCUCGGCGCUGGAGAAAUCCCUGGUACAAAGAUCACAGCUCUGGAGUGUCUGGAGGCCAUGGCUGCUGGGCUCUACACAGAACUCUUUACUCUCGUCAUCUCCCUCAUCAACCGAGCGCUGAAAUCAAGUCAACACUCACUAUGCUCCCUUCUAAUUGUGGACACUCCGGGUUUUCAAAACCCUCGGCUGGCUAAGCGAGGCGCCACUUUUGAGGAGUUGUGCCAUAACUACGCUCAGGAGCGCCUGCAGGCCCUGUUCCAAGAGCGCACGUUUGUACAGGAGCUGGAGCGUUACAAGGAGGAAAACAUAGAGCUUGCAUUAGAUGACAUAGAGCCCAGUACAUCCUUAUCUGUAGCAGCUAUAGACCAGGCCUCAACCCAAGCGCUGGUGAGGACACUGGCGAGGACUGAUGAGGCACGUGGCUUGCUGUGGCUGAUGGAGGAAGAGGCUCUGCAGCCUGGGGGCUCUGAAGAAACUCUUCUGGAUCGGCUUUUUAGUUACUACGGCCCCACAGAGGGAGAGGUCAAAGGCCCUAACCUGCUGCUGAAGAGUGAGAAACAGCAUCACUUUCUGCUGGGUCAUAGUCAUGGCACUGAUUGGGUGGAAUAUGAUGUUCUGGGCUGGUUGAACCACGCCAAGCAGAACCCGGCUUCCCAGAAUGCUGUCACUCUGUUGCAGGACUCGCAGAAAAAGAACAUCAGUGGGCUCUUCAUGGGGCGUUCAGGAGGUGCCACAGUGCUGUCAGGCUCCAUUGCAGGCCUUGAAGGAGGCUCUCAGCUGGCUCUGCGUCGAGCCACCAGCAUGAGGAAGACUUUUACCACCGGCAUGGCUGCUGUCAAAAAGAAGUCCUUGUGCAUCCAGAUCAAGCUACAAGUGGAUGCUCUGAUAGACACAGUAAGGCGUUCCAGGGUGCAUUUUGUGCACUGUUUGCUGCCCAAAGCGGAGGCCCUGAGUGGAGAGCCUCGUGUUCAUGGAGAAAGCUGUGACACAGGCCUCAUGCAGCUAGAUGUGGUGCUGCUGCGUGCUCAGCUCAGAGGCUCCAAACUGCUUGAUGCUCUGCGCAUAUAUCGCCAAGGUUACCCUGAUCACAUGGUGUUCUCCGAGUUCCGCCGGCGCUUCGAUGUACUAGCACCCCACCUGACUAAAAAGCACGGACGCAACUAUAUUGUGACAGAUGAGAAAAGGGUUGUGGAAGAGCUGCUGGAGUUUCUGGAGCUGGAGAAAAGCAGCUAUCACAUGGGUUUGAGCAGGGUGUUCUUCAGGGCAGGCGUUCUUGCUAAGCUGGAAGAACAGAGGGAUCUUCAGACCAGGCGCAACAUCACUCUCUUCCAGGCCACAUGCAGGGGAUACCUCGCCCGGCAAGCCUUCAAAAAGAGGAAGAUCCAAGACCUGGCCAUUCGUUGCAUCCAAAAGAACAUCAAGAAGAACCGGGGUGUGAAGGACUGGCCCUGGUGGAAGGUCUUCACCACUGUGCGGCCUCUCAUCCAAGUGCAGCUCAGCGAGGAGCAGAUCCGCGGCAAAGAUGAGGAAAUUCAGCAGUUGAAACUUAAGCUGGAGAAAGUGGAGAAGGAGAGAAAUGAGCUGCGACUCAACAGUGAUCGUUUAGAGAGCAGGAUCACAGAGCUGUCAUCAGAGCUUGCUGAUGAAAGGAACACAGGAGAGUCUGCCUCUCAGCUACUCGAGUCCGAGACCUCUGAGAGACUUCGACUGGAGAAGGACAUGAAAGAUCUUCAGGCCAAGUAUGACUCUAUGAAGAAGCAGAUGGAGUCUAUGGAGAUGGAGGUGAUGGAGACUCGGCUCAUACACGCCUCCGAGCUUAACGGAGAGAUGGACGAUGAUGACACAGGAGGAGAGUGGAGACUGAAAUAUGAGCGAGCAGUCCGGGAGAUCGAGUUCACCAAGAAGAGGCUGCAGCAAGAGUUUGACGACAAGCUGGAGGUGGAACAGCAGAACAAGAGGCAACUCGAAAGACGGCUGACAGACAUGCAGGCAGACAAUGAGGAAAUGCAGCGGGUGGCACAGCAACUGAAGAAGAAAUGCCAGAAGCUGACAGCUGAGCUCCAGGACACCAAACUCCACCUGGAAGGCCAGCAGAGUCGCAACCAUGAGCUGGAGAAGAAGCAAAGGAAGUUUGACUCUGAGCAGAGUCAGGCCCAGGAGGAGGUGCAGAAAGAGAGAAGUCAGCGUGAGAAGCUGAGCCGUGAGAAAGACGUGCUGACUGGAGAAGUGUUUAGCCUUCGACAGCAACUGGAGGACAAGGAUCUGGAAAUGUGUGCUCUCAAUCUGAAGCUGGAGCAGAUGGAGGCUGAAUUGCAGGAUUUGAACUCUCAGGAAUCGAAGGAUGAGGCCUCACUAGCUAAGGUCAAAAAGCAGCUGCGUGACUUGGAGGCAAAAGUCAAAGAUCAGGAGGAGGAGCUAGAUGAGCAAGCAGGCACUAUACAAAUGUUGGAGCAGGCCAAGCUGCGUCUGGAGAUGGAGAUGGAGAGGCUGAGACAAACACACUCUAAGGAGAUUGAGAGCAAAGAUGAUGAGGUGGAGGAGAUCAGACAGUCAUGUAGUAAGAAGCUGAAGCAGAUGGAGGUCCAGUUGGAGGAAGAAUAUGAAGAUAAACAGAAGGUCCUUAGGGAGAGGAGAGACCUAGAGGCCAAGCUGCUGACCACUCAAGAGCAGGUUAGCCACAGAGAUGUAGAAACGGAAAAGCGCCUCAGGAAAGACCUGAAGCGCACCAAAGCCCUGCUGGCUGAUGCCCAGAUCAUGUUGGACCAUCUGAAGAACAAUGCACCUAGCAAGAGGGAGAUUGCCCAGCUGAAAAACCAGCUGGAGGAGUCUGAAUUCACAUGUGCUGCUGCAGUCAAAGCUCGCAAGUCCAUGGAGGUGGAAAUCGAGGACCUUCAUGUUCAGAUGGAUGAUAUCUCCAAAGCCAAGCAGGCUUUGGAGGAGCAGCUGAGCCGCGUGCAGCGGGAGAAGAAUGACCUGCAGUCGCGCAUGGAGGAAGACCAGGAGGACAUGAACGAGCUCAUGAAGAAACACAAAGCGGCUGUUGCCCAGUCCUCUCAAAGCCUGGCACAGGUCAGCGAGCUCCAGACUCAGCUCGAGGAAGCCAUGAAGGAGAAACAGGCAGUCCAGGAAAAGCUCACUGCACUGCAGAGUCAGUUGGAGUUUCAGGAACAGUCCAUGGUGGACAAAUCUCUGGUCAGCAGGCAAGAGGCUAAAAUCCGUGAGUUUGAGACCAAGCUUGAGUUUGAGAAGACGCAGGUGAAACGUCUGGAGAGUCUAGUGUCAAGGCUGAAGGAGAAUGUGGAAAAACUGACAGAGGAACGUGAUCAACGUAGCACCAGUGAGAACCGUGAGAAGGAGCAAAACAAACGACUGCAGCGUCAAAUCCGGGACAUCAAGGAGGAGAUGGUCGAACUGGCCAAAAAGGAGAAUGAAGCAAGUCGGAAAAAGCACGAGUUGGAAAUGGACAUUGAGAGUUUAGAGGCUGCAAAUCAGAGCCUUCAGGCAGACCUGAAACUGGCCUUCAAAAGGAUCGGUGACCUGCAGGCUGCUAUCGAAGAUGAGAUGGAGAGCGAUGACAACGAGGAUCUUAUCAACAGUUUACAAGACAUGGUGACUAAGUAUCAGAAACGAAAGAACAGAACUGAAGGUGAUUCAGAUUCCUGCUCUGAAGUGGAGGACAGGGUUGAUGGGGUAAAGUCCUGGCUCUCCAAAAACAAAAGCUCUGCCAAGAAUAUGUCAGAUGACAACCUGAAGAGCUCAAGCCCUCCCUCUGGCCGAAGACGCUUCUGCCUCAGCAGAUCCGACGAGGAAGAAGAGGAGGAGGAGAAGGUAGAAAGGCACACAGCCCGAAGCUCCUCCCGCUGCUGAUGCACUUGGAGCAGCUGCCUGAAUGACCGGCGCAAGCAGGAGAUGUGUUCCACUUCUAUACACUCGCAAAUACACUCUUCUAUCUCUCUCUCUCUUUCUCACUCACUCUCCCUCACUCCCCCCCCCCCCUCUCUCUCUCUCACACACACUCUCUCUCUCACCAAUACACCCACAUACACAUAUUCUCACAACUUGCAGCUCAGUAUUGGCAAACUUCUUGGAGUCCUGAUGCAAGUGAGAGGAUCUCUAGGUAGGAGAAAUACUCUAGAGCAUCGUCAUCCAUCUCUUUUCUGCACUGCACACACGCGCGCACACACACACACGCACACAAACGCAGCUCUCACUGUUGAUGUCACUUCUGCUUUCAUGCAUUGUGUUAUGGAUACCUAUACCAUUGAGUGUCAAAGACGCACUACACUGAAAGGUUUUCUUUUCUUUUCUUUCUUCUAUUUUUGUUGGACCUGCUUUGUCUCAUUCCCCUAAGUGCUUUCCCAGAGUGUACUGCAGCGUUGGUUCCCGCCCUGUUCAGCCAGUGGUGCUGCCAGCUGCUGAGCUGAGCUAAAGAAACCCUGAAUUACCUUCCUACGGUGAAAUGGGGAGAUUUGUCCUGUUUGCACUUCAUUAAAAGUAGUAAAAUGGAAAGAAAUACUGUUCUACCAAAAAAAGCCUUUGUUGCAAAUGUGUAGGUAGAUUUUUUUUUUCUUCUCAUGACUUUGUGUCAGUGGAGUGAACGGGUCAAGGAAGUAGUGUCAUCAAUUUAAGUUCAGCUUCCUGCAGGUAUGAGUAAACUCACUCUCUCUCUCUCUCUCUCUCUCUCUCUCUCGCUCUCUUUCUCUCUCUCUCUUUCUCUCUCUCUCACACACACACACACACACACGCUGCGUCCUGAGACCCUGAGCUGUCUUUCCUCAGCGAUCCUGCAGUGCAGUGAAUUCAUUUUUUCAUGCUGAAGAAGGCCCCUGUUUCUCCCUCUCCGUCCUCACUGUGAUUUAAUGUGUUUUGGGAUAUCACACAUCAUUCGCUUGACAGUGCUGUGCUCAUGGUGGAAAUAUUUUGGCUCAGCUGUCAUCAUCUUCCUUUUUCACCAUUGUUCUUAUGCUUAUUUUAUUUCUUGCUCCUAACAUAUGUUCUAUAUUUCCAAAGGGAAUGUACUUGAUCCUAAGUUUGGUGCAGUUUCAUGAUUACAGUACCUUGCCUAUUUCCUUUAAUGACACAGCAGUCAAAUACUGGAAAAUGCAUCCUCUUUAACAGCUGUGAAUGGCUUUUACGUUGGAAUUAUACAGCUAAACGACACACACGUAGCAUAAGCACAUGGAUAGAACCGAUGCUGUGAAUCCGUCUUCCUUUCCUUGUCUCCUUCCUUAUUUCCUUCCAUCCUUGCUUACUUACUACCUUUCUUCUUUAUUUCUUCCCUUCCAUUGUUUCUUAACAAUGUUUCCAAGUUGGACUCUGCAGUAUUUUCAGCCUUACAUUUUACACUUUAGGUAGAUAAAUUCUCAACAUUUCUAUCUCUUCUGUUGUUGCUAUUAUUUUUUGCUUUCAUUAUAGUAUUUAUGGACUAGCAUUAAUGAAUUGAGCAAAGUUGCCAAAUGCACACCGUUUUACAAAAAAAGCAUGGAGUGGAAAGACUCGCUGCUUUUAUUUUAUUUUUGAAGGGAGCCAGCAUUUGUUUCACAUGGUUUUUAUGAACUCUCAGAGGUCAGUGAUUUCAUCUUCUUUUCCACACAGUCAUUAUUACUUUUAUUAAAAAGAGUGUGCGUUUUAUCAUGUUUCUGGCUCAAUACAAAUGCAAGGCAAAAAAGAUACAUAAUCUGCUGGCUGUACACAUUAAUAUGAAUAUAUAAGUCUGUAUGAUUCAUCAUAGCUUUUAAAAUAACUCAUGUUUAUUUUCUUUAUUGAAUAAAUGACCACUUGUUAGAAGUAAUAAUUUUUCCAUUAUGGUUUAUUAUGUUGUAAAUAAAUGAUGGUGAUUGUUA
Molecule: messenger RNA, 8230 nt
Organism: Tachysurus vachellii
Lineage: Eukaryota; Metazoa; Chordata; Actinopteri; Siluriformes; Bagridae
Gene: myo18ab
Product: myosin XVIIIA b
Exons: 42
Coding region: 192-6254 (2020 amino acids)
Cellular component (GO): myosin complex
Molecular function (GO): cytoskeletal motor activity; protein binding; ATP binding
Source: RefSeq, a predicted model, not a curated record